Messenger RNA from Mesorhabditis spiculigera, 1116 nucleotides. NCBI's taxonomy places the organism in Eukaryota, Metazoa, Nematoda, Chromadorea, Rhabditida, Rhabditidae. The record is from the annotation of a GenBank genome assembly.
AUGGGUAGCCAGCGCUCAAUAGAUCCUCUGAACGAUCCGACGCUACAGCAGUUGUUCAGGGUAUUUUCUUAUUUUGCCGAUCUAUGCCCAUCAGGUACCCUCUCGCCAGCCCAAGCCUAUUUUAUUCUAUCCGAAUUGCAAAGAGCUUGUGAUCGACCUACGACUAGCCAACAAUUUUAUUUCGAUUCGGAUUGUAUAAAUUUUCGAGAGUUAUUAACGUUUAUUGAGACGUUAUUCCUAGCAAAUGGGGAGCUUGAGCUGGCCGUUCAGAGGCUUUAUGAGCGCUUGAUAGCACAGAUUAUUAGAAAGGAUUUCAUCCUCUACCGAAAACGUGGCGGAACCUGUUCACUUAUCAAAAAACACCAAGGCUGGAAAGCCGCCUGGAUUACUGUAGCUCCCGGGGUAAUCAACCUCUGGCCCGUCCACAAACCAAACUGCAGAAAAGAAUUUACGCUUGAUAAAGCUGCGACAGCUAUUGCCGGCCCAAAAGAAAAUGGGCGUCAUAUACUGUAUGUUAGUAGCAGUAAGGAGAAAUAUACCUUUGCGCAUUUUGAUGAGAUUGCCAGGAAUGCAUUGGCUAAAGACAUCAAACUAGCAAUUUCUUAUCGAACGAAAUUUGAAUUGAACGAUCAUGAUCAUCGGAUUGCGAAUAGAGGCUUCGGAGUGAAAAGAAAAGACCGAGAAGCUUCUUGGCGAUUAGCGUUAGAAGCGGAGAACGGGCGACUUCUUCAGGUAAUAGAAGAAGGAAAACGUUCCCUACGAGACGAAGAAAUAGUAAGAGCUCUUGCUACACGGUUACUAAAAGAAGAGCGCGAGAAAAACGAGCGAUUAGUGGAAAUAGUCGAGCAAUUGGGGCAGCAGAUGAGAUUGUCUUGCCAGCCAGAGUGUACUACUGUUACUGUAAACUUACAAAGAAACGCCGAAGAGGGGCGAGAUUCUGUGCAGGUGAUUGAGCGCGAGAUUCCUGGGUCUGUGGAUGAUUCGGAGAGCCCGUUACCAUCACUUUUUGAGAGUGAAGCCGAACAAACCCCCUACGACGAAGCCGACGAGCCAUCAGCCGUAGAACGUGCUCGACGUGAGCGUGAACUCUACCUCAUCUCAUCCACCCAGUCAAUU